UUAAGUGCACCACAUCCUAGUCCUACUGGGUGGUCACCAUGGCAACGUGAACGUCGUCAUGCCAACGUUAUCUUCACCAAAGUUGCUAGCUAGCUACUUUUUAUUUUAAGUACACCUUUCUUACCACUAAGUUGAAAUGGCUGGCAGUUUGUCGUUGAAAGAAUCAGUUCUGGUCUAUUUAGACAGAAGUGGUGGCCUUCAGAAACUGGCCGAAGAUUGCAAAAGAUACAACGACCCACAACAGAUUGAGGCAGUCUACAGGUUUUGUAUCAGUGUGAAUCCCUCUGAUGUGAUAGAGGUGGAUCCUGUAUUGGGUGACUGUGUUCUGUGUGAUCCCAUAAGAGCAACAGCGUUGUUUCAGUCUGUUUGCUUCCUGGCAAUAAAGACACUUUCACUUGUUGAAAAAAUACACACAGAGAGUCAGGUGAAUGUGAUUCUGAAGUUGACACAUCUGCCUCCUUUCCCUGAGUACACGUUGGACCUUUGUAGUUUCCCUCGCGGAUAUGGGCCCAUGAGGCCUGUCUCUAUGGAGGGCCUUGUCAUUGCCAUGACAAGGGUCACGAAAUACACCCAGGGUGCCAGGUUCCUCUGCAUUAAUGAUGACUGUGUCUGCUCUACAGGGUUCCACCAUAUUCGUGUCCAUGCACCUGGAGCCACAGAGUCAGCUACUGUGAGAAACAACUUCACCUGUAUGAUCUGCAGCUCCCAACUGAAAGAGGAUGUGAAGUUUAGAGUGUUGGGAGACAAACAGCUUGUGGAGCUGAUCCACGUCAAAGCACUGAAUGUUCUAAGUGCCCAUCAGCAAAGCUCCUUCAGGUAUCAGUCCGUCACCCUGUUUCUUAGAGAUGAGCUGUGUAAUUCAAUGAGAAUCGGUCAACUCUACAGGGUGUUGGGCAUUCCUGCGCAUGUGCACCAAUGGCCCAGCAUCACCUGGAGUGUAGAGGCAAAUAGCGUCCAACCAUGGGAGCCAGAGUAUCCCCAUAAGGUCAGUGCCAGCUUUCAGGAGCUGUUGAAGGCCACAGCCGGUUCUCCCUGGAGGUUUUCUGCCAUUGUGGCUCACUACUUUGGGUUGGAUGUGGCUCCUCCAGGCACAUACAACACCCUCAAGCUGAGCUUGUUACUCAGCAUAGUGCAGACUAGAGCAGAUGCAAAAGACACACAUCACAACUUGGAUCUCCUAGUUGUCACCACUGAUACUCUCAUAAUAGACAGACUAAUGACAUAUAGCAUGAGCUUGGCGUGUCGAGGGGUCAGGCAUCAGGCCUCUGGGGAGAUGUUUGCAUCUCUGUCCCGGGACGAACACGGAGCAGGCACUGCUAACAUCCAUGCUGGCUCCGCCCUGCUAGCUACUGGUGGCAUUUGCAUGUUGGGAGAUCUGGGCUGUUACAAAAAGGAUAGGUUGGAUGCCAUUCAGUCAGUUCUGGAGAGCAGCACAGUGACUGUGUUCAUCCCAGGGAAGAAGUAUGGUGAGGAUGCUGACCAGCAGCUUUCCUUACCAGUCCACUGCAGCUUCUGGGCCCUCGCAGACGCCACGUCUGGAAGGGCAGACUGUACUCUACUGGGAACAGCAGACAUGGGUCCCGUACCAACACAGUUGGCAGAUGCCUUUGGCCUGAUCCUUCAGUGUAGGGCUACGGUGGGAGAGCAGGCCCUGCUUGCUCAGACCAUCCACACCCUUCAGCAGGCAGUGCAGCCUGGAAAACCUCUCUACCCAUCCUGCUGGGAGUUUUCUACUCAAGACUACCACGAGCUGGUAGCUCAUGCCCAGACUUUGCAAGUGGAGCUCAGCCCUGGAGCAGAGAAAAUCAUCCACGGUUACUACAUGGCUAGCCGUAGAGUCCGAACACAGAGCCAGGGUGUCAAGAUGUCUGUGGCCUCCAUCAAACUACUGAUCUCUUUGGCUGAGGCCCAUUGUAAGUUGUGUCUCAGAUCACAAGUACAAGAGGAAGAUGCCGUGAUUGCAGUACUCCUUUGUGAAAACUCAGUCACUCUCAAACAUGGGGCAUCUGCCCUCGUUGUUCCACCCGAUGCAGUGUUUCCUUGUGACCUGGGAGAUGUGGAUGGUUUCCACAAGAGAGACAAGACCCUAGAUGAACUGCACCAGAAUAUACUACGCUUUAUAUAUGCCUACGCACCAGGAGCCGAUACGUACAUCACAGAGGAGUAGCCGUCAAGGUUCAGAACACAGGUAGGCAGCACAAGAUCACACAACCAACUGAUAGGACACUGGAGGCCC
Molecule: messenger RNA, 2236 nt
Organism: Etheostoma cragini (Arkansas darter)
Lineage: Eukaryota; Metazoa; Chordata; Actinopteri; Perciformes; Percidae
Gene: mcmdc2
Product: minichromosome maintenance domain containing 2
Exons: 14
Coding region: 137-2167 (676 amino acids)
Biological process (GO): double-strand break repair via break-induced replication
Molecular function (GO): single-stranded DNA helicase activity; DNA binding; ATP binding
Source: RefSeq, a predicted model, not a curated record